Lotus japonicus is the source of this 699-nucleotide messenger RNA. Its product is annotated as DNA topoisomerase 6 subunit A-like. The coding region runs from base 1 to 699 and encodes 232 amino acids. Gene Ontology annotation, biological process: reciprocal meiotic recombination; meiotic DNA double-strand break formation; meiotic DNA double-strand break processing. The transcript is spliced from 2 exons. Gene Ontology annotation, molecular function: DNA topoisomerase type II (double strand cut, ATP-hydrolyzing) activity; ATP binding; DNA binding. The record is from RefSeq and is a predicted model, not a curated record. NCBI's taxonomy places the organism in Eukaryota, Viridiplantae, Streptophyta, Magnoliopsida, Fabales, Fabaceae. Gene Ontology annotation, cellular component: nuclear chromosome.
AUGACUAAGCGUGAGGUUUUCUACUUAGACCCUGUGACCUUUCAGAAUCAGGAUGCAUCUGAUGCGGUAAUCGAUGACAUUGCAUGCAUGGUAUGUUGCACAAGAGUCAGCCUCAAUAUUGUAGCUGCUCAAAGAGGCACCGUUAUUAGAAGCUUAACUUUUUCUGACCGUGAGAAAACAAUUGAUUGCAUGCGUAUAGAAGGUGGCACACAUAUUCUGCCUAGGGUACAUGAACUGGAAUUUAUACGCUCUGAGAAACAUGCCAUUUUUUGUAGGCUUAUUCAGAACAAGUUCAACACAAGAUUGCGUUGCAUAAUUGUGACUUUCAUGGGAUACCCUGACGUUUCUACUAGGCUCUUUGUUAGACGGAUGCAUAUGGAUUUAGAACUACAUGUGUUCGCCCUGAUGGAUGCUGACCCAUUUGUGAUCGACGUAUUAUCGGUCUAUCGUUAUGGUUCAAAAAAUAUGUCAUACGACAACCGUAACUUGGUGAUCCCAGGAUAUAACAACUACCAUCAACUUGUUAAGAAAGAGUUCGUGAAGGAGAAUCCUGAAUGGGUAGGAGAUCUGAAUUAUAUGCUGGCAAAUGAGAAAAAGUGUGAAACUCAGGCUUUCAAUAGCCAUGGCUUAGGCUAUCUCUGUAAUUUUUACUUGCCAGCAAAGCUUCAAGAGAUUCUAGAACCUCAUCUUUGCUUGUAA